Messenger RNA from Lutra lutra (Eurasian river otter), 1128 nucleotides. RefSeq names its product importin subunit alpha-8-like. Gene Ontology annotation, biological process: NLS-bearing protein import into nucleus. The record is from RefSeq and is a predicted model, not a curated record. Lineage: Eukaryota; Metazoa; Chordata; Mammalia; Carnivora; Mustelidae. Gene Ontology annotation, molecular function: protein binding; nuclear import signal receptor activity. Gene Ontology annotation, cellular component: nucleus.
AUGGUGGAGUUCCUGAAGUUGUCGCCUCACCCCUGCUUGCAGUUUGAGGCAGCCUGGGCUCUGACCAACAUCGCUUCUGGGACUUCAGAGCAGACUCCAGCUGUUGUGGAAGGUGGGGCCAUCCCACCUUUGGUUGAGCUCCUGUCUUCCCCCCACAUGACUGUGUGUGAACAGGCGGUGUGGGUUCUUGGUAAUAUCGCAGGUGAUGGCCCAGUAUUCAGAGACCUCAUUAUCUCGAGCAAUGCCAUUCCAUAUCUGCUGGCCCUCGUUUCAUCAACCAUACCAAUCACGUUUCUGCAGAACAUCACGUGGACAGUGUCCAACUUGUGCCAAAACAAGAACCCUUACCCUUCCGUGAAAGCUGUGAAGCAGAUGUUGCCUGUCCUGUCCCACCUCCUGCAGCACCAAGACAGAGAAGUUCUCUCGGACACCUGCUGGGCCCUAUCCUACCUCACUGAUGGCUCCAACGAGCGCAUCAGCCAAGUGGUCAACACGGGGGUCCUGCCCAGGCUGAUCCAGCUCAUGAGCAGCUCAGAGCUCAAUGUCUUGACCCCCUCCCUCCGCACCAUGGGGAACAUCGUCACAGGAACAGAUCACCAGACCCAGGUGGCCAUCGACACGGGCAUGCUGAAUGUGCUGCCCCAGCUCCUGAUGCACCCCAAGUCCUCCAUCCAGAAGGAGGCAGCUUGGGCCUUGAGCAACGUGGCUGCAGGGCCUUGCCAACAAAUCCAGCGGCUGAUUGCUUGCGGCAUGCUGCCUCCCUUGGUGGCUCUACUGAAAAAUGGAGAAUUUAAAGUCCAGAAAGAGGCUGUUUGGACCGUGGCUAACUUCACAACUGGAGGCACCAUAGACCAGUUGAUCCAGCUUGUCCACUCUGGCGUCCUGGAACCACUGGUGAAUCUGCUUACCAUCCAAGACACCAAAAUUGUUAAAAUCAUCCUUGAUGUUCUCUCUUUUAUCCUCCAGGCAGCAGAGCAGCUUUCAGAGAAGGAAAACCUGUGUCUUCUGAUUGAAGAAAUGGGUGGCAUUGAUAAAAUUGAGGCUUUGCAACUUCACAAGAACCUGCAGGUUGCCCUGAUGGCUUCGAACAUUAUCGAGAACCAUUUUUCUGAGGGAUCAAGAUCAUGA